AUGCCAGUCGUGCCUGGAGCUUUCAAGACAUACACCAAUAAGAAAAUGCCAACAACACAAGCCAACAAGUUGUGUUACCUUGAGGAGACCGAAUGGGAGUUGACGUACAAGACCUGCGGCAGCAGUAUGCAGUCACCCGUGGACAUCAACUUCAUGCAGACCAGCUUCAUGUCGUUCGAGGACCUCUACUUCCUCGGGUACGGCGUGGACUACCCCUUCGUAGUCGAGAACGGGGGCCAUGCCGUGUACAUCACGCCCCUGGGGGCUCACCUGGAAACAUACGGAGGUCCUCUCACGGUCCGCCACAACAUGUCCAAGGGAAUUUUCCGUUUCGGGAACGGCACAGGGGCAGGCUCCGAGCACAGAAUCGACGGGAAGGCGUUCGACGCCGAGAAACGCAAGUUCGCCAACCAGUACCUGGAAAGCUUCGUACGGGCCACUGCGCUGCUGUCACACAGGGGCAACUCAAGCACGUUGAGUACGCCCCUGUCGUUCUUCCUGCCCAACUCGACGGCCAAAUACUACCUGUACCUGGGCUCCCUCACGUUCCCCCCCUGUACCGCUGGGGUCACCGUCAUUGUGUUCAGCCAGCCCGUAGACAUCGGAGAAGGCCAGCUCCAGGCCCUCCGCAGAAACCUGUACCACUACGAAGGCAGCUGCAAGCACACGGUGGCCGGAAACCUGCGGCCCGUCAAAAAGCUCGAGACCCAAGUGUACCGCUCGUUCAAGUUCACCGGCGUCACCGGCGCAUCCGGCAGACUAGUGCACUCCGUCAGCUGUACUACCGUGCUCGCCAUGGCCUUGUAUACGGGUUCAUCCGCACGAUUUAGUCCUAACCUGGGAGCCUAG
Molecule: messenger RNA, 849 nt
Organism: Ixodes scapularis (black-legged tick)
Lineage: Eukaryota; Metazoa; Arthropoda; Arachnida; Ixodida; Ixodidae
Product: carbonic anhydrase 12-like
Exons: 5
Coding region: 1-849 (282 amino acids)
Molecular function (GO): carbonate dehydratase activity; zinc ion binding
Source: RefSeq, a predicted model, not a curated record